AUGCGCAUACUCGGCGUAGCGUGCACACCGAUUGGUUGACGGCGCAUUAAACGUUGUGUGGCGGAUAAGCAGCCGUUUUGAAAAGCGCGAUAAUAAAUUGCACGCAGUGUUUGCGAAUUUCAUUAAAUAAACCGUGCACCGCCAGUGAUUUCUUCAUGCUAACGGGCUGCGCGCAUGCCGUGCGAACAAUGUGAUGCAGCGCAACGGUUGCCAUGAACGUGCUGGGCGUGUGAGCAGCGCAUAAGUUGGCGAGACGCGCUCGCGGCCACCGCACACAGAGCGAGGCGCACGGACGGUCACAACACACGGCGGGAGAGAGAGUGUGUGCUCGGAAAGCAAACGAACUGGUCGGCUGCUGCUCGCAAUGGCCGUUUGAGAAAGGCAAACGCUGCCACAGCAACCCACCGUUUGUUUCCAAAUGCGUCGGGCGCGGCGACGCCAUCGCCAGUGAGUGUGCAGUGCGUUCGUGAGUCUUCAGCAACGGUCGGCCAUCGCGACGGCACCGAAUGCAGCUCGAUAACUAAACACGGUGCGGGCCGCGGGUGUUCCCGUUUGUGCGUGAAAAAGGCGAGCCGCUCGGCGAUAUAUUGACGUGUCAGGUUUGCUAGGCGUGCGGUGUUCUACCCGGACGCUGAGGCCGCUCGCCGUCUUCACCUCGUCGGCUUCGGAGUGGAGUUAUGCUAUCGAGUUCAACCGCGCAGCGCCACGACAAGAUUCGAGAUGCUGCAGCCGACGCACCACGCCGCCUGAGAACAAGCGCCGUUUCCCUUGUGCCGGGCCCUAAACCCCUAACAAAAUACCGAUUCUAUUUGGACGUGAAAAAUCACAUCACCUCUGGCAAAUUAGAGACGAAAAUCAAGGACCUGGGAGGGGUUUUGGAAUUAUUUCUGGUGAAAGAAGUCACACACGUGGUCACUGACAGGGAGGAAUGUUUGAGCGGCGCUAGGGGGGUUGGGUCGAACCCAAGGACCCCCCGCACUCCGCAGAAGCCGCAGGAUGCGUCGCUGGGCGACUGCCACCAGCAACAACACGGCAGCAGCAGUAGCAGCACACCGGCGCGAGGGCGCCCGAAGACGCGCGCCGAUGCGAUGCUGGAGCGUGCCCGCAGCAAUACGCCCACGCAGCCAUACGCAGCUCAACUCAGGGACACGUUUAAACAGGCAAAAGCUUGGGGCAUCCCUGUUUGGUCAAUAGAUAGAGCGUUAGUUUGGUUGGAGAAGGUUGCGAGCGGUGUAACUGCUGAAAAGCAAAAGCCGCGUCGCAAGUGUAAGCUUAUUGAGCUGAAAGCGCCGUACGUUAAGUUUGAAGCGUUCGAUCGCCGCCAUCGGCCCGUGUUUAAGGAAAUUCGCAAUUGGCCUAGCUUUGACUUGACGGCAUCGGCUGGCAGCGCCGCCGUUUCGCACAAGCCGGCCGGUGAGCAGCGGAUAAUGACAAAGUCGCGCGCUCCCCCGCAACGUAACAAAGUGAGGAGCGCACCCGUCCAAUCCGGCUAUUGCGAGCUCUGCCGCGAGGAAUAUUCGAAUCUCGUCGAGCAUCUCGAGUCCAAGAAGCACUUGGCGUUCAUCAAGGAUAACGACAAUUUCUUAGAGCUUGAUUCGCUUAUUCAGAAUGGCACUGAUUUGAAUUCAUUCCUUAAGAUUACUGCUGCUACAAAGUGUGAUGGAACCGUAGACAGUCCGAGUAAUUGCAAUCGUUUAUCGCACAAGAUGCCCAGGACAAGAACCUCGUCAAUUACUGAUUGCAUUGUGAAUAAAGUGAAGAACGCACCAGUGUCGCCCACAGGCAGUGAGUCUGGCCAUAGACUACGCACGCGAAAAUCGAACAUGACAUAUAUUGGACUGACCGCUCAGGAACAAGAAGAGCAAGUUAAGCCGGAAGGCGCCCGCGAAGUUCGAGAGACUCGCGAAUUAAGAUCGGCUAAUAAAGUUUCACCAGUGAAAAUUGAAUCUGAUACCUGGGGCUCCGGACGACCUAAACGCAAUUGUCUGCGACAGAAACGUAAUUCGUUUCUGGACGAGACCGGUUUGCAGGUGGAAAAUCGUGGCUACUACAGGGUUGAAAUGACGCCCAAACUUCGAAGCAGCGCAGUGGGCGCAACGUUCAAAGACUACAAGGAGGUCGACAUUAAGGAGUCUCCAAUAACCGAAGAAAUCGAAUCGGAGCAGUUUAUGGACGACAAAUCACUCCUGGUAAAGUUUCGACGGUUGCGGACGUCGGAACUACAACGACUGAACAACGAAGCCGAGAACUUCCUAUUUCCAAGAAAAGAUGAAACUAGCAGCGAGGAGGAUAUUGAUGCCGAUGGUCGUGACACGACUGUCGAAACUGCUCCAGGCGAUAGUAUUGUGAUAUCGAGUGAGACGGACACUGAGGUAAAAAAUGAAGACAGUCUUCACAACGACUCUCACGAUGAGGAAUGUUGUGAUAAAGCUGGAGUUACCGAGUGUCGAAGGAAAAAACGGUCGCAAGCCGAGGCGUUUAUCGAAGACAACAAAAAGUAUUACAAGUUUGAAACCCCAGGUAGUAGGUUACGAUAUCACGGGACGACGUUGACUAGCGGAACAGUGACGUCGCCCAAGAAAAAUCGACUCAAUGGUGAUUUGUGUAACGCAGCCAACAAUGAGAUUGAAUUAACCACUGAUAAACCUGACAAAUUUGAUUGUGAUAAUGAAGUGAGCAAGAAGAACGACUUGAAGUUCACAUUGGAUGAGCUCAAGUUUUCUUUCGAGACGAUACCUAAAAGCGAACCGUGGUACGAGACAUUUUCCCGCCAAGAUCAAGGGGGUGAAUUCUACACGUGUUUUAGCGAUUCGGGCUAUUGGAAACCUUUCUUAUUGCCCUACCAAAUGGAUCGCAUUCAACCUCUGGAUCCAAAAGUGUGUAUCCAGACGUAUUCGCAAAUCAAAAAAUUGCUGCAGACUGAAGGAUCGUCUGGUACCAAUUCCACUCAGUCUUGCACACCUGAUUGUUCAGCGCAGGGAUCACCAGCGCCGGAUAUCGAUGAAAAUUCCAAGGCGAGUGAGGAUUCAGCGCUUAGUCAUAAGUCGGAUCAGCCGAAGCAAUUGUUGCAGGGUCGGCGAAGGCGAAAGAAGGGAAUUUUACUGCCGUCGAAAAAUCCUCGAAAAUCUCCUCGUCAACAUGCGUCUACGCUUGCAAUUCUCAGUAGUUUAAUUCAGCAUCGUAAAAAACGGAAAAGCGAGAGUCCCAAUAACACGCUGGAUUCUAUUCCGGAGGCAUCAGAGUCCCAGGACGAGAGCACAAAAGAAGAAAAACCUGAAGAUGAAAUCAACAAAGUCGUCGAAUCCAUAGAUGAUAUGUUGACGAAUGCAUUCGGAGAGAUGGAACAAGUUGAGAUGUCAUUUCGGGAAGAUAUGGACAUGCUCGACUUCAGUUGUAAAUCGGAUGCCAUCGAAAUCUUGGAAGAUUACGAGAAUUAUAAACAUGUGGAGAGGAAAACGGGGCUUAUUGGACAGGUUCGUCGCAGUUACUCGCCAGGUAAGAAACCGGGGCGAAAAAAGAAAAAGAAUCGCACGGGGUGGCCGAAAAACAACAUCCGCAAAACAAAUUUAAAUACGGUUAUCAAUAAAACAUUAGAUUUGGAGCGGGACGAAGGCUCGGCCGACGUUUCGAGCCAGGAUAAUGACUGUAAUGACUUGACGGUGUGCGUGAAUGUGAGUGUAAAUAGUAAUUCAAUUAGUGAUGGUGCGAAUGACAGGGUUGAUCAGUUGGAGAUGGACAUGAGUGGUGUAAGCAGCGUGGAUCUCGAUAAGUGGGAGAAUGCUGAGAAGGUACUUUCAGCGAAAAUUACCAACGACGCGAACAAGGAGCCGAUGGCGGAGGACGCAACUGUCGAAACAAAGGACGGCAAACGGCGACUUCGGAGCAGUUCGUCGCCGCCACGCGCGCAUAACAAAGGUGCGAAACGUGCACGUCGUAUGCCAGCAUCGCCAAAAUCGCCGCGAGUGCUGCGCAAGCCGCGUGGUCGUUGGUAUCGGGAGAGAUGAGAACUAGUAGCGCUUGUGCUAGCAAGUAACAAAAGUAAUAUAUAAACAAAAGUGAACAUUGAACUCAAAACACAGAGAGAACUGUAUAUCGAUAUAUUUUGUCUUAUUCUAACUUUAUUUUAACCGCGCAAAAGUGCAAAAGCGAGUUGAAGCUCACGACCGCAGCGAAGAUAGGUGUAUAAACAAAAGAUGAGCAAUUGGUACAUUUUGCCCCCCAUUUUUCUUAAAUAUUUAUUAAUUUAAUUAUAACAUUCGUUCAGCUCGUUUGUUAGUUGAAUUUUGCCAAAAAGUAUAACAAGGAAAUCCCGUUGCAAAGAGUACAAUUGAAGCACAACUUGUCCUCUCGACAGUAUUGCGCUGUCGAAUGGUGCAUGGUUGUGUAAAAUCCUAGGGAUUUUCCCACUUUACGACUGAUUUUUUAAAUAUAAUAUAAAUAAGAACGAUUACAAUCGGAAAGAUAAUUUUAUGUUCUCGUUUACUUUUGUCACUGCGAAACUUAUCAUUCAUUCUUUGUAUUAUAGUUAAAUAGUCUUUGUUUUCCUUUUUGUAAUGUCAAAUCACUCCUUGUUUUUCUUUUUCUUUACCAAAUGAAGAUCUAUUGGCAAUUGUUGAACUCGAAUUUACAUUGCAUUGUAAACGUUGAUGUGUUAAAUGGUAUAACUUUGUUUUUCUUUUGAAGUAACAGUGAAAUUUCGGCAUUGUAUGGCCAUGAUAUUAAUUUAUCAAAAAAGCAUGGCAACUGGAAACAAAAGAGAGAUGGAUUACAAAUUCAAGCAAAAUAAUCAACAAUUAUGAAGAAAUCGCGGAAUUGUGCACCACUGAGUAUUAAUGUAUUAAUCGAUUAUUUAUUAUUUACAUAGUUCAACCAAUUUGAAAUCAUUCAGCUGUUGAACAUGCUCAUUACAUUUUCCUACCAUUUUUUCACGUUUCUCACAUUUCUUAUGUUCAUCAGUUCAUGAAAGUAAUCGAUAAUAAGAAUACAUGCAUAAUUUUCUAUAUUAUUCAAACAGCAUUGUUUAUUUAAAUAAAUUAAAGUGUUUUCUAUUA
Dalotia coriaria is the source of this 5051-nucleotide messenger RNA. RefSeq lists its product as uncharacterized. Gene Ontology annotation, cellular component: Dbf4-dependent protein kinase complex. Gene Ontology annotation, biological process: regulation of cell cycle phase transition; positive regulation of nuclear cell cycle DNA replication. The record is from RefSeq and is a predicted model, not a curated record. Gene Ontology annotation, molecular function: nucleic acid binding; protein serine/threonine kinase activator activity; zinc ion binding. The coding region runs from base 678 to 4004 and encodes 1108 amino acids. The transcript is spliced from 6 exons. Lineage: Eukaryota; Metazoa; Arthropoda; Insecta; Coleoptera; Staphylinidae.